UCUUUUUAAUUGAUUUUUUUCAAAAAUUAAAAUUGCAAACUAAAAAUACAAACUAGGGAGAAAAAGAAAAAAAAUCGGAUUGGGCAUAGUUCUUAACAGCCGUUGACAAUUUAAAUGCAACAAGCAGCUCCUUAGUUCUUGACGACUUUCUGAUCCACAUUGACCCCGGAUCGCGCGAGAUUGUGCUCGCGGAUGGAAGAGUCCCAGGAUCGCCAGCGCAGCUCAGAACUGUUCUGGGCAGGGAAAGUGAAGCGUUAAUAGAGGCGUCUUCGCUAGUAGCCUGGCUUGUCCGCUACAGGCCGCCGUAGCGGGACCGGCUGAGAAUAGUCAUGGCUGCUAUCCGGGGAAAGAAGGGGGAAAGCAGCGGCAGUAAGAUGAGAGAGGGGGAGGAAGAGGAGGAUGGAGAGGAUAACAUUCUCUACGACUUGCUGGUCAACACCGAGUGGCCGCCGGAGAUUGAGGUGCAGCCAAGAGGCAACCAGAAGCAUUAUGCAUCAUUUAUCAUCACAAGAGUGAUUAUGGGCCCUGCUUUAUUUCUGCGCCACUUUUGGAGCAGUAGUGCAACAUUGUCUCUCCCUGUUGGAUUUGUCCGCCUGGUCAAUAAACAGAUGAAUUGGCACCUAGAGCUUGCAAGCAAUGGAAAACUGCUAGCAAUUGUUCAAGACCAGACUAUAGAAAUAAGGUCUGCCAAGGAUGAAUUUGGAUCUGUCAUUGGGAAAUGUCAAGUCCCUAAAGAUCCGAAUCCCCAGUGGAGAUGUGUUGCGUGGAGUCACGAUUGCACUUUGCUUGCCUACGGUGAAAGCAUGGGAACCGUUCGAGUAUUUGACUUGGUCGGCAGUGAACUCUUCCUCAUCCAGCCGGACACUAGUUUCCCAGGGGACUUGACUUACGCCAUUGCAGGAUUGAUCUUCUUGGAAUACAAAGCCAGCGCUCAGUGGUCAGCUGAACUGUUAGUCAUCAAUUAUCGUGGUGAACUGAAAAGCUACCUUGUGAGUGUUGGAACAAAUCAGAGUUACCAGGAGAGCCAUGUUUUCAACUUUAGCAAGCACUAUAUUAAUGGAAUAACUGGAGUACUUUAUUAUCCUGCACAUCGAGUCUUGAUUAUUGGUGGCUAUGAAGUGGAUGAUGAUGGAGCUGGAAUGUCUAAAGCAAGUAGUUGUGGUUUGUCAGUAUGGAGAGUUCUUUCUGGAUCACCCUAUUAUAAGCAGGUUACUAGUUACGAAGACGAUGUUGGGAUCGUGAAAAAAAGUUCAUUGUUUAAGAUCUUUCAUCUUUCAUUUAACAACAGACAAGGAAGGGAAAAGGAUGGUGUCUUCAAAAUGAGACUUUCUCCAGACAACACUCGUCUAGCAGUUAUACAUUUCUCUGGAAGACUGACUAUAUGGAGCAUUCCUUCUCUGAAACAACUAAGAGAAUGGGAACAAAGUGACCAGCCAGGAUAUGAUGAAAUCAAACUGGAGUGGAAACUGUCUCUGGAAAAGCGGAAGAAAAUUAAAGACAAAGAAUCUUUUUAUCCAUUGAUAGAUAUAAACUGGUGGGGGAAGAAUUCUGUCAUUUUGGCUCGCUGUUCAGGUGCUCUGACAGUGUCAUCAGUGAAGAACUUGAAAAACCUGUUGGGGAAAUCCUGUGAAUGGUUUGAAAGCUCUCCUCAGGUCACAUCGGCUCAUGAUGGAGGAUUUCUAUGUUUGGAGUGUGAGGUGAAGUUUGCUCCAAAGAGAUUGCGCUCAGAGAACAGGCCUGGUGAUGAAGACGAAGGAGAAGACGACUCGGAUUCAGAUGAUGAAUUGUCUGCAAAGGCCCGCUAUUUUGGUUACCUUAAGCAAGGACUUUAUUUUGUAACCGAAAUGGAACGUUUUGCUCCUCCAAGGAAGCGUCCUCGCACAAUUAUAAAGAAUUACCGACUUGUGAAUCUGAGAUCCACAACCCCUGAGGAAUUAUACCAAAGGAAGAUUGAUAAUGAAGAAUAUGGGGAAGCUUUGUCCCUAGCUCAGACAUAUGAACUUGAUUCUGACCUUGUUUAUCAGAGGCAAUGGAGGAAAUCUGCUGUUAGUGUGGCUUCUAUUCAAGAUUAUUUGAGCAAAAUUAAGAAGCGUUCUUGGGUACUUCAUGAAUGCCUGGAAAGAGUUCCUGAAAAUGUGGAUGCUGCUAAAGAAUUGCUGCAGUAUGGUUUAAAGGGGACAGACUUGGAGGCUCUUAUAGCUACAGGGAGAAGAGAAGACGGUGGCAGAUUUAUCUUACCAGGUGACGUAGACAUUGAUGAACUACUUUAUGAAGAAUUUUUAACACCAGAGGAAGAAGCAGAGUAUAGAAAGGAGCAGGAAGCCAUAAAGCGUCAAGAACUUCUAAAAUCAGUAAACUUCUCAAAAUUAACUCUGGAACAGAAAGAAUUAUGUCGCUGCAGAUUGAAACUGCUAGCCUUUUUGGAUCGACUUGCAACAUAUGAGGAAAUCCUUGGAGGACCACAUGCUGCUGAGCAAAAUUAUGAUGCAGAAUUUUUCAGGAAGUUCCGCAGUCAAAAUAUUGUGCUUUCUGCAAGAACAUAUGCUCGGGAAAGUAACGUAAGAGGCUUGGAGAUUUUAUUUACCUAUCAUGGAUCAGUUCUGCUUCCAUAUCGGCUGCCAGUUCUCUCCAAUUUUCCUGAAACUACCUCCCCACAUGAAUAUUCUUUUUUGCUGCCUGAAGCUUGCUUCAGAGAAAGUGCACUUGCUAUUGUUCCUUGGAGUGAGAAAAAACACAGAGAAGAAGAUUGGUGUGAAGGGCCACCAUGCAAAUUAAUUAUUGAUCCAGUUCUUCAAGAUGAAAGUGAAAUUUUGUUUGACUCUCAACCUGAAUUGUUGAAAUACAGAGCAACUGACCUUUCAAUAGAUUUAGUAACAGACUGGUACUGGAAACGAGCAGAGGAGAUAGAAAAUUACUCUAUGCAGGUAGAUUCUGCUCUCUCAUUGGUUCGCCUUGGCAUGGAAAGGAAUAUUCCUGGUCUUCGCUCUCUGUGUGAUGAUCUGGUUACAUUGGAGACACUAGUUUAUGAGACUGGAUGUGACAUUACUUUGAAGUUAAAAGAGUUACAGCAAAUGGAAAACAUUGAGAAGCUAAGGCUGUUAAUGUCAAAUUCAUCAGAAGACAGAUAUGUCAAAAAUGCUUACCAGUGGAUGGUCCCCUUCCUACAUCGGUGUGAAAAUGAGUCUCCAGGCAUUGCUAAUGAGCUUCUCAGAGAGUACUUGGUAACAUUGGCAAAGGAAGACCUGACAUUCCCUUUGAAAAUAUUUGAACAUUCUAAACCAUUAAAUCAGCAAAAAAUAAUUUCAGAUCAACUUCUCUUAAUGAUGACCGCUUUAGAAUGUAUCUACAGCUGCAAACGUGAUGACCAGCUUUCUCUGUGCUAUGAUAUCUUAGAAUGUCUCCCUCAAAGAGGUCUGGGCCUUGAAACAGACAUUGCCAAUGAUCUUCACAAUAAAGUUGAUGAAUUGGAACAAAUUCUUAGUGUAUCAGAACGUUUGGAAAAACAUGGACUCCAGAAACCUGUAUCCUUUGUAAAAGACACAAAGAACAGUCCAGAAGAAGCACAGAAACUGAUGAUAAGAUUGACUCGGCACAUAGCCAAAAAGCAGCCUUCUGUUAAUGAGAAGUACUGGAUGGGAUUAUUGCAAGACAUGCUGGUUAUGCAGAAAAAUGUUUAUAAUUGUUUAAGAGCAGACACAUGCUAUGAGAUUUUUACUGAAAGUCUUCUAUGUUCAAGCUUGCUGGAGAAUAUCCAUUUAGCUGGGCAAAUGAUGCAUUGCAGUGUUUGGUCAAUAGAUCCUCCCGUAUCUAAAGGAAAAAUGCAAUGCAGAAUCAGCUAUGAGAAAAGCAUUGAAUUAGUUUUGGCUGCUAGCCGAGAGUAUUUCAAUUCUUCAACCAAUCUGACUGAUACUUGCAUGGAUUUGGCCAGGUCCUGCUUACAGCUCAUUACAGACUGUCCACCUGUUAUUCAAGAGGAACUAGAUCUUAUUCGUUCUCUUAGCUACUUUGAAGAAUUUGGUGUGAAAAUUUUACCGUUACAAGUGCGCUUGUGUUCUGAUCGACUCAGCCUUAUCAAGGAAUGUCUCUCUCGGCUGCCUACAAACUAUAAGCAAUCUGCCAAGUUUUUGGGACUUGCAAAUUUACUGAAGGUUGCAGGUGAUGACCAGAUGGAGAGAAAAGGACAGGUUUUGAUACUUUUAGUGGAACAAGCACUCAAAUAUCAGGAUUACAAAGCUGCAAAUAUGCACUGUCAGGAACUUAUGGCUUCAGGAUACUCUAAAAGCUGGGAGGUUUGUAGCCAGUUAGGACAAUCAGAAGGAUAUCAAGACAUGGCCGUUCGGCAGCAGCUCCUGGCCUAUGCUUUGACACACUGUCCCCCAAGUGCCAUAGAACUGCUAUUGGCAGCAAGCAAUAUUCUACAGGCUGAGGUUCUUUAUAACACAGUCAACUACCAAAUACGACCUUCUGAAAAAGGAGAAAAUGUAAAUAUUUCCCGAUCAUCAGCUGGAAUGAAAUUAGAGUGUCCUCUGGAGGCUGAUAGCAGCUUUUCCUCUAGUCAGUCUGCUGAUCUCCUGCAGUGGACCACAGCUAAAACCAUGAAGGUCCUUUCUAACACAACUCUGACCACAAAAGCUGUAUUGCAUGCUGUCAGUGAUCGACAGUGGUGGAAGAAGUCAAUAGCUUAUCUUCGACCAUUGCAUGGUCAAGAGUUUGGAGAUGUAUUAAAAAACGCCUCUGGAGGAAAUGCAACAUUUGAAAAGCAAGGGUGUCAUCCAUUUUACGAAUCUCUGAUUGAUAAUCCAUAUCUUUCAGAUAAUGAAAUAACUUAUACUAUGUAUGAGCAUGCUCCUUUGGAAAGCUUUGCAGAAGUAUUGUUGAGAACAGGAAAGCUUGCAGAAACUAAAAGUGAAGGACAUGAUCUGUUUCCUGCUACAGAAGUCCUGUUACAGUUGGCCAGCGAAGCUUUACCAAAUGAUAUGACAUUAUCUCUUGCUUACCUGCUUGCAUUACCCCAGGUGGUGGAUGCCAACAAGUGCUUUGAAAAACAGUCUCCUUCAGCUCUCUCACUCCAGCUGGCAAGUUAUUACUAUAGUCUACAAAUCUAUGCUCACUUGGCACCAUGUUUCAAAGAUGAAUGCCAUCCCCUUUACAGGGCUGAUCCCAGAGAUUUAAUUCAGAUGGUCACAAAGCAUGUUACCAACUCCAGCUAUGCGGACUGGCCAGACGAAAUAGCAAUUCUGAUUAAACAUCUUCAGUACUAUAAUGAACGACUCUUGGAUUUCACCCAGGCUCAAAUUCUUCAAGGGCUUGGCAAAGGAGUGGAUGUCCAAAGGUUUACAGCAGAUGGUCAAUACAAGAGGGAAACCAUAUUAGGUUUGGCAGAAACACUUGAAGAAAAUGUGUACACUAUAGCUCUCUCCUUGGCUCAGCGUUAUAAUGUCCCACUCUGGGAAGUUCAUAUGACACACUUGGAAUUUCUCUUCAGCGACAGCGGUUUGUCCACAGCUGCAAUAGAAGACCGGGCAAAAAAUCUUGGCCUAUUUGAGACUCUGAAAACUGUUCCCAAAGCCUUUCAUGAGCAUAUGACCAAAUAUGUGUAUUCUAUCAUUGAAGGAAAGGAUCACCAGCGCUUACUCUACUAUUUCACACUUCUUGAGAACUGUGCUUGCUCUGAAUUUGUGAAAGAUACCAUCAAACUUGAAACUCACAUACGACUACUGAAAAAAUUCAAGGCGGUUGCCCCAGGUCUUAAUUAUAAAAAACUAACAGAAGAAAAUGCAAAUCCUCUGGAAGCUUUGGAUCCUGUCCUCACAAGUCAAAAUAUUCUGCCUAUUUCCAAGCUUGUUUCUAAAAUCCCAGGAAAAGAUGGAAGUUUGCUUUCUCCUAGCUCUGUCUAUGCUGCCUGGAUUAAAAAACUGUUCUGGAAUGGGGAUUCCCAUCUGAUUAAAAGGAUUCCAGAAACCCCAUCUGAAUGGCUGCAUUCUUAUGACAUUUGUGCCAAAUACUUCGAUAGACUUUACCCAGGAGAUAUUAUCAAUUUUCUGGAUGAAAUUACUUUUUCUUCAAAGGCUGUCACCAAACUGUCAGUAGAUUCCCGGGUAGAGAUGACAAAGAAAGCCAUAAAGUCGAUGAGACAUACAGCUGAAAAAGCUGGGAAAAGGGCUUCUGAAGGGGACCUCACAGAAGGUGUGGUUCACAGGCAAAUCACUUACGAAGAUGUUUUGAAUCAUCUGCAACAGUCCCUUGCACAUCUGGAAACCCUUAAUCAUAGUUUUAUUUCUUACCUGAAAACCAGUGACCAGAAAAUACUGCAAGAAUAUGGCUAUCAAUACGAUAUAUCCCGGUCAGAAAAAAAAAGAAUCCAUGAACAAGCUGUAACAAUGUGCUUAGAUGGACAACCUUUGAGCAUGAUAAAAACAUUACUGGAUGUUGCUGUUGGAGAUUUAGGACUUUCACCCAAGGAUAUUGUUGAGACAGCUCUAAUCAGAGUAAUUGCUGCUUUGAGUGAAGGGAGUGAUCAGCAUUCUUUUCAGAAAGAUCAUUUUCAGAUAUUGGAAGACAUGGUCUCUGCUGUCCACACAAGUGCUGAAAAUGGCGAGAAUCUGGUGUCUUCAGAUGAUUUGUUGGCUUGGCUUAGGCCCUUCUGUGGGGAUGAUUCUUUACCAGUGAGGCCUCGCAUAAGAGUGCUACAGAUUUUGGAGCAAGCUUUUCACCUAAGUGACGAGGAUAGCAAACUACUUAUACUAUUUAGAACACAAGCUGUUCUCAAAGCCUAUUGGCCCCAGACUCAGGUAGAAAUAACAGAGAUUGAAAAUGAAGAAAAAAGGUAUCUUCUGUUCAUGAAACUUCUGGAAAAUAGUGGGGAACAUGAAGAAUUCCAGCAUUUAGUUAUGCUUCUUCAAGCUUGGCCUCCUAUGAAAAGCCCAGAUAUGUAAGUUAUUUGUUUUGCAUUUAACAUAAGUUUAAAAUACCUUUGGAGAUUUUAAAGUAGAUCUUAUCCUAGUGUUAAUUCUGAAUGUACUUUCCAUUGCUUAAGAAAUAAGUGAUUGUAGAAUUCCCUUGUUAUUUUUAAGUGAUAAGAAACUGCUG
Molecule: messenger RNA, 7089 nt
Organism: Crotalus tigris (Tiger rattlesnake)
Lineage: Eukaryota; Metazoa; Chordata; Lepidosauria; Squamata; Viperidae
Gene: NBAS
Product: NBAS subunit of NRZ tethering complex
Exons: 49
Coding region: 330-6935 (2201 amino acids)
Biological process (GO): retrograde vesicle-mediated transport, Golgi to endoplasmic reticulum
Cellular component (GO): endoplasmic reticulum membrane; Dsl1/NZR complex
Molecular function (GO): SNARE binding
Source: RefSeq, a predicted model, not a curated record